AGGCCCAUCCUUGGCCCCCCAACGUGGCUUGGUUCUUCCCCAGGCAAGGGGGGAGUGGCUGGGAAGGAGAGAAGAGCUGUGGGUUUUUUUUCCCUGCGUGGAGACCUGGGCUGUUUGCUCAUCCGCUGUAGUGGGAAUAGGGUUAAUCUCUUGUCCCCGAGACUCCCCGGAAUAUGGGGAGUGGGGGGUCGAGGAGGAUUUAUGGGGAGGCCAGUCUCACUCCUUUGCAGUUGUCCAGCAGGCAGAAGAUUCAACAGGCAUAGCCUCCCCCUUUCUGUGCGAAGAAAGGUUGGACCUGUUGAGUUUCUAGCUGCCAUAGGCUGAUAUGGCUCAGAGUUGCUUUCUGAGGUUGGGAAAGAAGUGGUGAACCUAGGAAGGGACUGGCAACGCGAAGACUAGCAGAGAACUGGAGAGGUGGGCACACAAUAGAAGACACUGUCUCUGUGCUGCUGCUGGAUGAGGCAGGCAGUCAGCCCCCCAGUUGCAACAGUAGUUCGACAAGCAGAAGUUCAACAAAUAUCACUUCUGGGAGGCAGUGAUGGGAAAGGGUUUGUCUGCCGGAUUCCUGUUUGAAAUGAAUUUGCUAAGAUCUAGGAGCCCUCCCAAUGGAAACCCAACCAGGAUGACACUGUUUUCCUCUGUUGUUAUUGUCACAAGUUGUCUUGAAGUCACUGAACUUAACUUCACCAACCCUUCCUUCUGAUACCAGACUGCUUGGCUUCUCCCAACCUGGUGACCUCUGGAUGUGUUGGACCAGUCAGCACGAUCAUUAGCCCUGAUGGGUUUUGUGGUCCCGUACAUUUUGAGGGCACCCAGCUGGAGAAGAAUGGCUCAGAAAGAGGCAUUUUCCAUACAGCUCCAAAAUCUUGCGAGUCUCAGGAGCUGGAUGAAUGUACAUUCCCAUGAGCCAGAAACUGCUUCUUUUGUCAGGAUUAAUAACAAGAGAAAAAAAAUCAGUCUGUCAUUUUGUACUUGUCAGGCUGGAUGUUGAAGAUGUGCUGUAGCAGAGCCUUGUAGGAAGGGCUAGCCAAAGAGUAAGCAUUUCUCCGCUUUUGUGUUGCACCUUUCAGUACACAAUUCUUUUGAUCCAAGUUCUGCUAAUCAAUUGCUAUUUAGGUGCUACAGAGUUCUUUUGUAAGAGCUGAGUUCCAGCACAAUUCUUACCUGGCCUACCCCAUUACCCCAAUCUCAUUCCUACUUCAUCUUCUUGUAAAAUAUAUCUUCCACGGCUUCUAUUUUGUUUUAAUAAUUGUCUGUAUUCUCAAGAACACCCCAAGGCAUGCUGAUACAUACCCUUAGGCUCUGUUCAAAAGGUGUAGGGUGGAGAAACAUCAGUGAUCAAAACCUAAGAUAGAAACUCAAAAGCUCAUCAUGGUCAUAAUAGGUGUGGUAGUAAUGUCUUGGUUAUUUAAUCAGUUUCUGGGCAGUGAUGCUAUAGUAACAGUGGCUUAUACGACCUUUCUGCUGCUCUCUAUUUCUGACCUCCGUUUCCUGCCUCCAAAGAAAAGUAACAGCUGAGGAAAUGAGCCACUGUUUCCAGUUCUAGAGGUGGCAGCUUAUGUUACAGACACAUCGCACACUUGUGGGAGGGAGAUAGAGCGGGAUCACCCUAACUUUAACCACACUGGCCACCUGCUCUGCACAACUUCUUUGCUGUGUACAAACAGGAAGUUUGUCAGACUUCUGGGCUGCUGUCUCUUUUCGUAAGGAAAUUGCUCAUGUUGGAACCACCAAUGUUAAUUGAAUUUGUCACAGACGAUGUUGCCGCAAUGUAAAUUUGAUGUUCUGACUGCGUAGAUAGAAAACUCUUGGGAAGGCCAAGGUGCAGUGUGGAGGAGAGGGAAGCGACAGCCCUGAAUCAAGCUCAAAUGUAGUCCCAAGGUGGAAUAAAGGGGUUCUGUGCUGUGUGAAGUUUGCUGCUGAAUGAAAGGAGGCGUUUGAAUGCCCUGGAUCGUGUUUCAACUUACAGGGAGAGAGGGGCCAGUGUAUGCGGCAUCCGGCAUCCGUUUGAUUUGAAUGCUCCUCCUUGUUUGAAAACUGGUUGUGUAGCAUUGCUAGCACACUGACUUUUGGUUCCUGUGCGUUGUUUCCCCUUCAGAACAUGGUACGUUUAUCAAGUUGAUCCCAAAGAGGCUCAAAGUUGCUGAAGAAAUUGUCCUGGCCAGUCGAUUUCAGAGGAAUACUUCCUAUCUUUAUCCUGCUCACCACUGGCUUCUCUUGCAGUGAUCUGACUGCAGAUGCCAGCACAUCCUUUUUCUGUCAGGAGUGCCAUCAAAGUGGUCUUCCUUUCCCUUAUCAUUAAACUUAAAAUGGGAUUUGAACCUAGCAUUGUAGCCGUUUAGAACAUCACUGCUUCACUGCACUUCAGAAAGACUUGUACAUUUUGUUCGAUAAAACUUACCUUCUUUCCACAACUGCUCUUGCCCAUCCAGGAACAUUGCUAAGCAUUUAAAAAAAAUCAGGGCCUAGGUCCAUAGAACCCAAAUCUGCAUAUGUUAAUUGUGUCUAUAUAAGCACAUUUAGAAAUAAAUAGAAUUUUUUAUUUAAAUUUCACAAGGGGGGAAAACAAAUGAAUCACUCAUCCAAAUUAUGUCAAAAUAAAUACAAUUAAUUGCACUCUGAUCCAGAUCGUCCCAAAGCAAUGGAAAAAACAUUGUUGUUCCCCACUCCCAUCGAAUUGCUGUGCAGCAAAAGAUUUGGCAGAGGGGUUGCAGCAUGUGAGAAGGAGAGUGUCAACGCUUCCCUUCCCGGCUGCAAAUCCCUCAUGAAAAUUGACUCCUGCAGAGCAAUUAGGAGAAGGAAAAAGUACCUUCCAUUGGCACCAAAACACACUCAGGUCUGUAUAAAAUGAAGGCAGAACUCUGAGAAACAGAUUCUCAGCAAUGUCCGUGCCCUCGUCUUAGAUUACUGAAGAAUAAUUUUCCUGUUCAGAGUCAUUUGUGCUUUGUCUCUACGGUGGCCUUCAUGAAAUGAGGAUGCCAAAAAGAUGGCAUUUCAUCUGCACAGCCAGGCUUUCCAAUGUCUGGCUUUCCUUCACCUCCCUUUCUCCAAGGGACCUCCUGUUUCUGUACUGGAGAAGGAUCACCACAUUGCCAAUUCAGUUCUGAAACACCAAGCAGGGAUAAUAAGCCUUUCCUGAUGAAAUAAUAUUUAUUGUGCUUUGCCGCUGUGGACCAAUCCACAGUUUGAUUGGAGCAGAGAAAUGGAGGCGGGCAAAAUUAGUGUACAUUUUGAGAUGAGUGAGCCACUUUCUUUCUCCUGCUUCUUCGACUUUUUGUGCCCAGUCCACAUCUUCCCCAGUACUUAGCUGUAUUUUGAGCAACGCCAGAGGAGAUAGCUGGCAAAAGGAUGUGGACUGUUUCCAGACUUUGUAGAAGAAACAGACCACUCCUGCUUGUUUAUUGUCUGUUUCUGUCUUUCUGGGAGGAUGGGGUCGGCCAGUUAGCGGCCUCGGCGCAAGUAAUCCACUGGCAAGAAUCAGUUCACAGGCAGCGAGUCACCGACUGCUGUGCGAGGCAAACCCGCAUGCGUUUGCUGCCCACUUGAAUGGUGGUAGGGUCUCACCAACGGAUGAUAGACCACCAGUGCGCCAAGCCAAAGCUCAUGAUUCAGUAGCAUCUUUCACCCCCAGAGACUAUUAGGUGCCUUUCAGGCGGGAUCUACUUCACACCUCGCAAACAUCUUGACUCUACUGUGGCAGUCAUACUUUCCUAAAUUCUCUUCCCCUGCCAAGUAAAAGACAUAACAAAACCAAACCAAAAACCUUCGUUCAGUGCAAGGCACCUGCACACCACCCAGCUCUUGUGUCAGGUGUUGGCCCGUUGCGGACUAACAGUUCAUUCCAUGUCUUUGUUCAGAGACAAAGUGGGCUAUAUUUAGGAUGGGACCCAAGGGAGGGCCUUCCUAGCAAGAUAAGAGGGCAUGGCAGAAGGAGAGGAAGGAGGCGAUGCCCGAGCUCCACCUGUCCGGCUCUGGGUGCGACGGACAGGUGUCUAUUGUGAUGAGAACCAGAAAACAUGGCUGGUGGCAUCCGAAGAGGAGACAGGUACCCUGAAAGCCCGGAUCAGAAGAGUUCGGGUCCCCCUGGGUGAGGCGGUACGCCCAAGCCGCCUCCCUGCAUCCCAGUUGCCGCACAUGUGGCAGCUUUCAGAGGGGCAGCAGUACCGAGACAGUAACUCCCGCAUCUGGGGCAUCGAACACCACUUGAUGAUCACGGGAGUGGAGGAGCUGCUCUUAAAACUCCUGCCAAGUGAUUAAAUCAGGUGAGGGGCGCCACUUCCUCCUCCACCCCCGUUUCUUCUUUGCUUUUGGUGCUCAUCCAUGCUCACUCGCAGUGAUUCUUUAAUGUGCUGGGUUUUUUUGUCUUUCAGGAGCUGUGACUA
Molecule: messenger RNA, 4382 nt
Organism: Varanus komodoensis (Komodo dragon)
Lineage: Eukaryota; Metazoa; Chordata; Lepidosauria; Squamata; Varanidae
Gene: MTCP1
Product: mature T cell proliferation 1
Exons: 3
Coding region: 3922-4257 (111 amino acids)
Molecular function (GO): protein serine/threonine kinase activator activity
Source: RefSeq, a predicted model, not a curated record